Heterostelium album PN500 is the source of this 975-nucleotide messenger RNA. RefSeq names its product proteasome inhibitor PI31 family protein (gene psmF1). The record is from RefSeq and is a predicted model, not a curated record. NCBI's taxonomy places the organism in Eukaryota, Evosea, Eumycetozoa, Acytosteliales, Acytosteliaceae. Gene Ontology annotation, molecular function: proteasome binding; endopeptidase inhibitor activity. The transcript is spliced from 2 exons. The coding region runs from base 1 to 975 and encodes 324 amino acids. Gene Ontology annotation, biological process: proteasome-mediated ubiquitin-dependent protein catabolic process.
AUGGAAUAUAAAGAUAAAAUUAUAAAUAUUUUGAAUCAGGGUGGAGAUGGAACUGUCAGUGGUUUGAAAGAUGAAUUUGAUCUCACUGUCUAUUUGUUGCAUCUUGCUACUGUAGAGAGUGGUUGGUCCUGCAUUGGAAUCGAAGAGAGUGCAAAGGAUACGAAUAAGAAUGAUUCCAACAACAAGCCACCAGCAGGUUGGAAUGCUAACAAGGAUGCAUUCACAUUGGUCUACAAAAAUAACAAAGAUCCUGCUGUCACAUUCGUCUUGAAGUGUCUUAGAAUCGGACAUACUCUACUUGUUAACGCAAUGCAACACCAUAGUCCAGCUAAAAUAUAUACAUUAGAUAUUGAUAUUACACAACUUGUUAAUCCAUCGUUCAAACUAAUGGCAAACUAUAAGGAUGCAUUCAAACAUUUAGAUCAGCUUUUAGCAUUAUAUGAGACUUCGAUUUUGGUCAACGUAGCACCAGAUUCACCACUGAAGGAAUCGUCACAUUCCGCUUCGUCGUCACAAUCGAGAAGACAUCCAGAGCAAGAGCACUCAUCAACACAUAUGGAUCACCCACCCCAAUCGCAUAAUCCACCACCGAUGGUUUCACCGGUUGGUGGCGGUGGCAUUGGAGGAUAUCCAUUGGGAGGUGGAAGACCUCAAUUUAGCACAGGCGACUCUGACCUCUACCCAACUGGUCUACCAAAUCUUCCAAACAUGGUGGGUGGUGGUUCAUUCCGUCCCAACUUCCCUGGCGCCGGUACUAGCAUUGGACCAAAUCACCCAGGAUUCGGUAGAGUUCAUUUCCCGCACGGUGAUGACAGUAGCGGACUGCCAUUUGGUGAAAGAUUGCCCAGAGGUGCAGUGCCACCAGGAGCUAGAUUCGAUCCAUUCGGUCCACCAGGUUCGAAGCCAUCCGGUCGUCAAGGUGGAUAUGGUGAUGAAAUGCCACCUCCAGGUUUUAACGUAAAUAUCAUUGAAUAA